AUGAAAGGUGUUCAUGACAUUUUUGAUCCACAUUGUACUGUAAUUGUACUUAUUGAUCUGGGUGAUGUUAUCUUAAAUAUUAAAGAUGAUCAUUGUCAUUCAUCUAAACCAGAAAAAAUACUAAUUCGAACAUUCAAACAAGCUGUACAAGCACGUGGUAUAAAUGAAAGUACACCUAUCCCACAAAUCUUUGAUGAAGAAGUAGCAAGAAUCGAUCUAUCAACAUUAUCCAUUACUGCUUUACCAUCUCAGAGAGAAAUUAGUUAG
Rotaria sp. Silwood2 is the source of this 267-nucleotide messenger RNA. The record is from the annotation of a GenBank genome assembly. NCBI's taxonomy places the organism in Eukaryota, Metazoa, Rotifera, Eurotatoria, Philodinida, Philodinidae.